AUGCCCACUCUGAUGACUCCCAGGAGAGCCAGUGAAGCUGAGGAGAGCCUCAAGACAACAAGUGAAGCCAAGUAGGACCCUUCCAACAGUGAGGUUAAAAGGCGACCCAAGAAGCCAGGAGAGCCUGAGGAGCCCACACAGGCCCCUUGCAGUGUCAACAAGCCUGGCAGGAACUCAAAGGUCGAAGGCAGAAGGAGUAGCCCAGAUGCCAAGGCCCACAGAACAACAAAAGCUGAGAGUCAGAGUUCAAAACUCAUGACAAAAGAGAGGAAAACCAAGGUUCCUGAAGAGGUCACUGUCCAGGUGGUAGGGCAGGGGCUGAAAGCCAAGCCCACUGCUCCUCAUAAAGGCAGUGGGUCCAAGUCAAUGUCUGCGCCACUGGCCAGGAAGACAGAGACCUUCUAG
Molecule: messenger RNA, 405 nt
Organism: Capra hircus (goat)
Lineage: Eukaryota; Metazoa; Chordata; Mammalia; Artiodactyla; Bovidae
Product: histone H1oo-like
Source: RefSeq, a predicted model, not a curated record